Messenger RNA from Aspergillus brunneoviolaceus CBS 621.78, 1824 nucleotides. RefSeq names its product peroxin PEX13 (gene pex13). Gene Ontology annotation, cellular component: peroxisome; peroxisomal importomer complex; peroxisomal membrane. Gene Ontology annotation, molecular function: protein binding. The record is from RefSeq and is a predicted model, not a curated record. Lineage: Eukaryota; Fungi; Ascomycota; Eurotiomycetes; Eurotiales; Aspergillaceae. The transcript has 3 exons. Bases 137 to 1453 code for a protein of 438 amino acids. Gene Ontology annotation, biological process: protein import into peroxisome matrix, docking.
CACACUCAAAAACAACUACUGUCUUUUCCAUCCUCUCGACUUCGCAUCCCACUCCCAGUCUCGCCCCCCCGACCGGUCUCUCGCGGGUUACUGCCCAUGCGAGACUUUUGAAGUACCAGCACAUUCCCGCUUAUCAAUGGCCUCGGUUUCGCCACCCAAACCGUGGGAAAGAGCCGGCGCUACGGCUGGAUCUGUCGCAACCACUACACCCGCCACGGCUGGUCCAGCAACGAUGACGGCCUCUUCGCCAGCCUCGGCCGCAACCACCGGCGCCGCUUCAACCUCCACAUCUGCCACCCCUGAUCUCCCAUCUCGCCCCGACACUCUGAAUGCCGUCGUGAAUCGCACAGCAUCCAAUUACUCGCCAUAUGGAGCUUCUCGGCUAGGCACCAGUCCCUACGGAGGCUAUGGUGGCUACGGGGCCUACUCUUCACCAUACUCUCGCUUCGGGACGAUGGGGUCAAUGUAUGGCGGCUAUGGAGGCUACGGCGGGAUGUAUGGCGGCAUGGGAGGGAUGUAUGGCGGUGGCAUGCCUGGAGAUCCGAACGACCCGAACAGCCUGACCAACUCCUUCAGUCAAAGCACACAGGCGACUUUCCAAAUGAUCGAGAGCAUUGUCGGUGCGUUUGGUGGUUUCGCCCAGAUGCUGGAGAGCACCUACAUGGCGACCCACAGCUCGUUUUUCGCCAUGGUCUCCGUCGCGGAGCAGCUUGGCAACCUCCGCAACACCCUGGGUUCUGCUCUCGGCAUCUUCACCUUGAUCCGCUGGUUCAGAACCUUGAUCGCAAAGAUCACCGGUCGUCCGCCGCCGGCGGAUGCUACGGCUCUCACGCCGGCUGCAUUCGCGGCUUUUAUGAAUGGCCGUUCCGUUGCCGCGACCUUGCCCGAUGGCUCUCCCGCCCCGCCGAAGCCCUCGAAGAAGCCUUUCUUCAUGUUCCUGAUCGCCGUCUUCGGUCUUCCGUACCUGAUGGGCAAGCUCAUCAAGGCGCUCGCACGCUCACAGGAGGAACAGCGGCGUCAGAUGAUGCUCGGUCCGAAUGGCGAGCCCGCGCAGCAGGCACCGCUUGAUCCCUCCAAGCUCGACUUCUGCCGCGUGUUGUAUGACUACACUCCCGAGGCCCAGGAAAGUUCUGGGAUCGACCUGGCCGUCAAGAAGGGCGACAUUGUCGCUGUCCUCAGCAAGUCGGACCCCAUGGGUAACGCAUCGGAAUGGUGGCGGUGCCGUGCCCGGGACGGUCGUGUCGGAUACCUCCCUGGACCGUACCUGGAAACCAUUCAGCGCCGUCCCCAGCAGCAGGCCAUUACUUCGGGCAGUGAAACCACCAGCCGCAGCAACUCGUUACGAGCUCACGUGACCGAUGAAGUGGCGGACGCGACCGUCAAGCCCGAGUUGAAGGGCAAGAUGGGCGAUAUCUCGCCGGAGAGCUUCCAGAAGAGCGCAUUCUACUCCUAAUCUCGACGUUACCUUCUGCUCGGCAUUGUAAUCUUUUUCUUCAUUCACAGACAGCACGGACUGCGUGAUGCCGGCCCGGGGGCGCAACCCAGGUCGAUUGACUUGACUGAUUGACGACGUUUCCUCGGUGUCAUUGUACGGAAUUUCUUUUUUUUUCUAGCGUUCAGCAUGGUUCAUGGUUCAGAUGUACUUCUUGCUAGUUGUUUUAGCGAAACGGAAGAGACGCACCGCACUUGGUUUGUGCUCUUUUCGUUCUCACCAUUGAUUUCCUUGGGUGUUCAGAUCGGUGUACAGGGGAGUAAAAUUGUGUCUAUCUUGCGAGAAGAUUCAAACAUUUCUAUCGUGUUGGAUGAAAGCGAUGAUUAGACCUG